CCAAAUUCAUGGUUGUACAGCGUCAAUCUUACUUGUAUCUUGUGCAAUUGUUCUCAAAUUGCGCUACGAGCAGAAUGCCCAACACGGUAUGAUUUGCGUCGUUGAGACUGGGCGCGAAACACUAUAUCAACAGCACUCUGUCAUCGGAUCAUGACAUAGAGAAAACAGACCAAUACCCGUGACCUGAAACACUCCGUUUCCACCAUGAGUGCGGAGGACAGACCGUUGAACACCGACAGGCCUUCGGAAGGAGCUCCACCUGAAGAAAAUGAGCAAAUUCCAGGAACCGUUCACCUGGUAGAUCUACUCGGGACGAUGCACGCACAGCACGCAAAAGGGUCCCAGAGAGAUAUAGUACUUGUUCCUGCACCCUCACCAGACCCCGAUGAUCCGUUGAACUGGUCGCCGGCUCGAAAAGCGCUGAGCACUGCGUGCAUGUGCAUUUACACAUUCGUCGUUGGCCUCACCAGCGCUGCUAUCUAUAGUGUCUUUGCGCCGAUAAGUGAAGAAACAUCCCUGACUCUGGACGACUUGAAUCGCGGGACUGGUUAUAUGUUUUUGUUCUUCGGUUGGGGUUGUCUUAUCUGGCAACCACUUGCACUACAAUAUGGAAAACGACCGGUUUAUCUUCUGUCUAUAUUGAUAACGAUCGCCACGCAGAUAUGGGCACCACAUACAAGGACCAACGGGCAUUGGAUAGCGAACAAAAUCGUUCAAGGUUUUGCUGGUGCGCCCAUUGAGAGUCUUUGUGAGAUCAGCAUCACCGAUAUUUAUUUCACCCACGAGCGAGGCCGAUACAUUGCGCUCUAUGCGCUCCUAUUGGCUGGUAGCAGUUUCUUUGCACCCAUUAUAUCAGGCUUUAUCAGUGAUGGACAAGGAUGGCAGUGGGUAUUGUACUGGUGCGCAAUAUUCAAUGGAAUAGGUUUCGUCUUCCUGUUCUUUUUCAUGGAAGAGACCAAUUACGUGCGGCACCACGGUGGUGUUGUUCCUUUGACAAGCGACCUUAAGACACCAUUGCGUUCAGACAAGACGGAAAACAUUGCGCCAGGAGCGAGCGAAAGUGGCGUCUCGCAAAACCAUACAUACAAACUUAAAUCUUACUGGGACAAGAUCAACUUGGUCCAAAGAUCAGAUCUCCAGAAGCCUAACGAACUGAGGGGUAUGGCAACACGGCCUCUAAUCUUCCUGACUUUCCCAGUCAUAUUCUACGCCGGUUUCUCUUACGGUUCAAACCUAGUUUGGUUCAACGUCCUCAAUGCGACAGCCUCCUUGAUACUCGCCGGAAAGUACGGCUUCUCGGCCAGCAUGGUCGGUCUCAGUUAUGUUUCGGCCCUUCUGGGUGUAGUUGUGGCCGCGGCGUACACCGGCUGGGUAGGCGACUGGUUCGUGAUCCGCAAGGCAAGAAAAAACUCCGGCAUCAUGGAAUCCGAGCAUCGGCUCUGGAUGUUCGUCCCGUCUCUAGUGCUCGUUCCUUUCGGGCUCAUUCUUUGGGGCGUCGGGUCAGCUAACAACGUCCACUGGUUUGGGCCCGUCUUCGCCAUGGGUGUUAUCUCCGCGACCAAUACGUUUGGACUUCAGCUGUCGGUGUCCUAUUGCAUUGACUCGUACCGUGCGUUGUCUGGGGAGGCUAUCAUCACGGUUAUCCUGGUCAGAAACACAAUGAGCUUUGCGAUUGGGUACGGCAUCACUCCCUGGGUGACGAAUAUGGGAUUGCAGAAUUGCUUCAUUACUGCUGCGUUUGUAGGGCUGGCGCAGGUCGCGACAAUCUUCAUUAUGAUUAAGUGGGGUAAGACCUUAAGAAGGAGAAGUAUCCCGAGAUAUAGCAGAUAUGUUACGGAAAUGGAAAAGAGCGGGAUGGUGCACUGAGGCGCACUGACAGUCCAUCUUUAUAGCGAGACGGG
Molecule: messenger RNA, 1901 nt
Organism: Aaosphaeria arxii CBS 175.79
Lineage: Eukaryota; Fungi; Ascomycota; Dothideomycetes; Pleosporales
Product: MFS transporter
Exons: 3
Coding region: 205-1866 (553 amino acids)
Biological process (GO): transmembrane transport
Molecular function (GO): transmembrane transporter activity
Source: RefSeq, a predicted model, not a curated record